AAAUCUGAAAAAUCUUUUCAAAAAUCAAAUACAUUUAUUUACACCUAAAAAAUGCUAAAAAGGAAACACAAUCACAAAAACCUUUAACCAGAUUGAAACGACGAUGAUCAAGCAGUGGCACUUCCGAUAAUUCACAAGCAAACCGCGGGCAUUUCGCCAGCCCGGCCCCCUCCCCUACCCCAUCACAUGCAGCAAAUAUCCCGUCCCUGCCGGCCCAGGUCGGGUUCUUUUACCAUAAGCGGCGUCGUCUCGUGUUGACUCGCCGGUUAGAAAUCCCCCCCCCCCCCUCUCUCUCUCCCUCUCUUAUAAGUCCGCCAAUUUCACAGAGUGGGACUGUGAAAUAGACUGAGAGGCGACGCAUUUUCUUCGCUGUUUGGCCGAUCAUUCUUCUCCGCUCUCUGACUUCUAGCCAGAAAGUGAUGUCAGAGACAGCUCUUCGAGAUCUCAAUACAAUACCUGGAUCUGAGAAGAAGAAUGAGAGCUCCAGUAAAGGGAAUAUUACUAAACCUUACGUUGGAAAUGCUAAUGAAAAUCUUGAAGAAUGCCAAAAGAAAGACUCUGCCUCCUUGGUUUCACCUCAAAUUAAUGGUAAUGAGACCGCUAAAUCUGGAGUAGAGACUGGAAAUUCAGAAGUAGAAUACAUUGAAUCUGAGAACUUGAAUGAUUUAGAAGAUGUUGAUACAAGUCUUAAGACACUCUUAGCUGGACUUGAAUCUAAAGAUUGGAUUCUGGUGUGUGACGCACUCAAUAACGUACGCCGACUAUCAAUAUUUCACAAGGAAGCAAUGCUUGAUAUGCUGGGAGAUGUGAUUUCGCUGGUGGUGAAGUCCCUGAAGAAUCCUAGAAGUGCUGUUUGCAAAACUGCAAUUAUGACAUCUGCAGACAUUUUCAGUGCAUAUAAUGAUCACAUAAUUGAUUCAUUGGACCCUCUGCUAGUACAGCUUCUUCUCAAGUCUUCACAAGACAAAAGAUUUGUGUGCGAGGCAGCUGAGAGAGCUUUAGUAGCAAUGACUAAUUGGGUUUCCCCUGUUCUGUUAUUACCAAAAUUGCAACCAUAUCUUAAGAACAAGAAUCCUCGAAUUCGAGCGAAGGCAUCGAUGUUCUUUUGUCGAAGUGUUCCACGACUGGGUGUUGAGGGCAUAAAAGCGUAUGGUAUUGACAAAUUGAUCCAAACAGCUGCACCCCAGCUCAGCGACCAACUUCCAGAGUCCCGGGAGGCUGCUCGAACCCUUCUUCUGGAGCUGCAAACUGUAUACGAGAAAUUUCAUGACCUCAUACCAGAAGCUGUGUCAGAUCAUCCAGACACGGGCUCUUGGGAGAACUUUUGUCAGUCAAAACUCUCUCCUUUAAGUGCACAAGCUGUCCUUCGUGUGACUAAUAUUGCUCGGGAGGGUCUCGUAUUGGGUUCCUGAUACAGGUUAAUAUAGAACACAUAUGAUGAGAUUUAGUGAGUACUAUCCUCAUUUACCAACAUAUAUGAGCUUCGGGAAACCUACCCCACAAUUGCAGUUUCCUUGCUUUGAUUUGCUUUACUGUCCUCUUUUGUAAAUGCUGUGAACCAUUGAGAUGUUUGGAAUUGCGGUUGAAGCUUUUGUAGUUGAGCAGGAACUUUUAUGAUAAUUCCCGUAUACGGUUUACUGCUA
Messenger RNA from Alnus glutinosa, 1643 nucleotides. RefSeq lists its product as uncharacterized. Bases 420 to 1412 code for a protein of 330 amino acids. The transcript has 6 exons. The record is from RefSeq and is a predicted model, not a curated record. Gene Ontology annotation, biological process: microtubule cytoskeleton organization. Gene Ontology annotation, molecular function: microtubule binding. NCBI's taxonomy places the organism in Eukaryota, Viridiplantae, Streptophyta, Magnoliopsida, Fagales, Betulaceae. Gene Ontology annotation, cellular component: cytoplasmic microtubule.